This is a messenger RNA of Leptosomus discolor (cuckoo roller), 1046 nucleotides long. Lineage: Eukaryota; Metazoa; Chordata; Aves; Leptosomiformes; Leptosomidae. The record is from RefSeq and is a predicted model, not a curated record.
UGCUGGACCCAAAGGAGACAACAUUUAUGAAUGGAGGUCAACUAUACUGGGGCCUCCAGGGUCUGUAUAUGAAGGUGGAGUUUUCUUCCUUGACAUUACCUUUUCACCGGACUAUCCUUUUAAACCACCUAAGGUAACGUUUCGGACAAGAAUCUACCACUGUAAUAUUAACAGCCAAGGUGUCAUCUGCCUGGACAUUUUAAAAGACAACUGGAGUCCAGCAUUAACCAUUUCUAAAGUUCUCCUCUCCAUCUGCUCCCUCCUCACAGACUGCAACCCUGCUGACCCCCUGGUUGGAAGUAUUGCCACUCAGUAUAUGACUAACAGAGCAGAGCACGACAGAAUGGCCAGACAGUGGACCAAGCGGUAUGCCACAUAGGAACCUACUCUAGGAUUUGCUGGACCUGUGCAAGCACAUUCACUAAGUGCAUCAAUAGCCCUUCCCUUCAUUCUUAUUUUUUAUUAAAUUUUAAACCAUUUUGUGACAAAAGGUUGUCCUUACUUUCUUUUUGGUUUUAUUUUUAUUUUUAUUUGUUUUGGGGUUUUUUGUUCUGUUAACUUGAAAGUUGUUUCCCUCAAAUGUAGACAGGGAAUUUUGGUUAUCAGUGCAAAGAAUGUUGGAUCUGUAAUAGUAUAGAGCUUUGUCACAAAGCUUUGUAUUAAUGUGUGGGAUUUUUUUUUCUUUUAUGUGGUUUUUGGGAAAACAAACAAAUUCAGAAUUAUAUCUCGUUUCUACUUAAAUGUAGUGUUUAGGGUUAUUUUUUUGUACUGAAGUCUUUAAUGGUGGGUGCAUGCUACUGGGAACAAGUUUUGUAUAAAAGCUUAAAAUCAAGAAUCACUGUGCAUUACUAAGACUGUGUUUAUCACUAGCCUUCUGUUUCCCACACAAAAGGCUAUUGCGUUGAACAAAUUAAUAUGUAUUUUGAUUUACUUAAAAAAAAAGUGCUUGUAAAUUUCUUAGGGACCUGCCACUUUUGACUGUGGAUCAGUUGAUGUACACUUGUAUUAUUAAAGCACUCAAUAAAACACUGUGGCUGAUAAAUGCA